CGAACGGAAUCGGACGCGCCGGCAAAGGUUGCAUUUCAAAGGGGGAAUCAUCCAUUCCUACCAUUGAGGAAAGCUAGUUAGUGCAAAAUAUUCAGUGCUGGUGCAAGAAAACAUUGUUUCCUAGUAACAUGCGUUCGUACGCGAUUGUUUUGGCCACCGUGCUGGCCGCGGCUGCCGUGACGGCCGAGGUGUACUUCGAGGAAGGAUUCAAAGACGAUUCAUGGCAAAAGACCUGGGUCCAGAGUGAGCACAAGGGCGUCGAGUAUGGCAAGUUUGUGCAUACGGCCGGAAAGUUCUUCAACGAUGCUGAAGCUGACAAAGGUCUGCAAACGUCGCAGGAUGCCCGUUUCUACGCACUGUCGAACAAGUUCACGCCAUUCUCGAACAAGGACGAUACGCUGGUCGUGCAGUUCUCGGUGAAGCACGAGCAGAACAUCGACUGCGGCGGUGGCUACCUGAAGGUGUUCGACUGCUCGGUCGACCAGAAGGACCUGCACGGUGAGACGCCGUACCUGCUCAUGUUCGGACCGGACAUCUGCGGUCCCGGCACGAAGAAGGUGCACGUGAUCUUCAGCUACAAGGGCAAGAACCACCUGGUGAACAAGGACAUCCGCUGCAAGGACGAUGUGUUCACGCACUUCUACACGCUGGUCGUGCGCUCGGACAACACGUACGAGGUGCUGAUCGACAACGAGAAGGUGGAAUCGGGCAGCCUCGAGGACGACUGGGACUUCCUUCCGCCGAAGAAGAUCAAGGAUCCGGAGGCGAAGAAGCCGGAGGACUGGGACGAUCGGGCGACGAUCCCCGACCCGGACGACACCAAGCCGGAGGACUGGGACAAACCAGAGCACAUCCCCGACCCGGAUGCGACCAAGCCGGACGACUGGGACGACGAGAUGGAUGGCGAGUGGGAGCCGCCGAUGAUCGACAACCCGGAGUACAAGGGCGAGUGGAAGCCGAAGCAGAUCGACAACCCGGCCUACAAGGGCGUCUGGGUGCACCCGGAGAUCGACAAUCCGGAGUACGUCGAGGACAAGUCGCUGUACCUGCGUGAGGAGGUGUGCGCCGUCGGUAUUGAUGUGUGGCAGGUGAAAUCGGGCACCAUCUUCGACAACUUCCUCAUCACGAACGAUCUCGAGGCGGCGAAGAAGGCCGCCGCCACCGUCAAGGAAACGCAGGAGGGCGAGAAGAAGGUGAAGGACGCGCAGGAGGCCGAAGAGCGCAAGAAGGCGGAGGAGGAGGCCGCCACCGAGGAGGCCAACAAGGAUGACGACGAUGAGGAUGAUGAUGAUGAGGAGGACAAUGCACUGCCCGGAGAAGCGGCCGAAGUGGACGAUGGCCAUGACGAGCUGUAAAACAACAAACCCGGAAUAAGUGUGUGUGUGCGUAAGCCUUAGCGUUCCUGUGGAAUGCGAUACUAGCGAAGAAGAAGGAAGAAAAGGAAGAACAAAUCGGCUACCACGGAGAGACGACGGUCGUCGAGUACAGACUUAACGGACGGACUGACAGAUAGACAACCAACACAAAAUAGUCAUAAUGAAACGCUGGAAGAAAAAUCGAUCGUGGCAAAUGGGGCUAAACAAAAAAGCGACCAUAGGAAGAAACCCAACCAGAGAGAAGCUCGGACUGAGAAUUGGAUCCUCCGGCAUGCAGCCUGGGUACGUGUCUGCGUGAAUUGCAUUUAGAAGGUCUUACCUACUACCCCCCUGCAGCACAUGCUCUCUUUUGCAAUCCUGUACUAGAGUUAGGGAAGGAUCCUCUCACCAUCUCCUUAGAAGACGCAUCGGUCAAACCAAAAAGGUUCUUCAAGCUUACGUUAACCCCACUUACACCCUAGGAUUCGAGAGGUUUAUUUUUCUUGUUAUGAUUUUAAUAUUUUUUUUUUCUUUUCGUGUGUUCCAUAUUGUGUAUUCGCUCUCGCGAAUCGGCGCCACCGUCGAGAUCAAUCGAAUGGUAAUUGUUAAAUUUUGUGUAAAAAAGAAACACUACUCGAACUAUGUUAAAGUAGUUUGAGUACAAACGAGCGAGAGGAGAAAGGGGAAGGUGUACAAGUGUGAUGAGUUUAGAUUGAUGAAUCUCGCACCGAACGGUCGAUACGGUUUUCCGCCGUUCCGUGUGGGUGUUUUCUUUUAUGGCCA
Anopheles coustani is the source of this 2138-nucleotide messenger RNA. Its product is annotated as calreticulin. Lineage: Eukaryota; Metazoa; Arthropoda; Insecta; Diptera; Culicidae. The record is from RefSeq and is a predicted model, not a curated record. Gene Ontology annotation, molecular function: calcium ion binding. Gene Ontology annotation, biological process: protein folding. The transcript is spliced from 3 exons. Bases 129 to 1355 code for a protein of 408 amino acids. Gene Ontology annotation, cellular component: endoplasmic reticulum; endoplasmic reticulum membrane.